AUUCUGCUGCAGACACUGAAGUAUAACCUGAAGUGUCUUCCUCUAAAUCCGGCCGCAGAAGCCCAGACAUGGCUGUGAACAGGCUGUGACCAGGGUAUAUCCUGGAUAUACCAGAAGGAAUAAUCGCUGAACUGGAGUCUUAACAGCAAGAAUGAGAAAGACAACAAUGGGACUGUUGAAAUAAUCUCCUAUCAGGUUUCUCAAAGAAUGACAAGCCACGAUCAAUAUGUGAGGAAAAUGAGCAAAGAAAAGGUGGCUGGUAAGCCAAGUGCCACCUACCUCUUCUGAGUGGUACCAUGACGGGAGAGACAAAACAUGCGUAUGCUAUCAAUGCUAAAGCACCAACCUCCAAGGAGAAGGACUCUGAUUUUGAACGGUUCAGCAACAAGGAUGCAGCAGAAACUAAAUCAACUGGGGGGUCUGAUAGCUCUCAAAGUGCCUUAAUUGCAGAGAAAGCAACUCAAUUAAAUGGUAGGGAAAAAGAGACACAUAGUCAAAGGGAAGCUGUUAUAAGACCUCAACAAGCCGGGAAAAUUGACUUCAAAUCACUUCACAACAGGCCUAAGUUUUCCAGUGAGGCUACGUGGACUAAUGGCAAAAGUGGCCCACUGUCUCCAACAGGAAAAAGUAGGGGAAAAGACAAAAAUAAGAGGUCUGUGAAAGGCGAUCGCAAUCAGCAACAGCUUUACAGGCUCAGUAUUAGCAGCUCAAGAUCCAACCCUACCAUUGGAAUUGCUUACCCUCAGCAAAAAGUGACACAGCCUAAAAAAGUAGAAGUCAAUCAAGGACCAGUCUCUGGAAGCUAUCGCUUUCAUGUGCCAAGUAUUCCUGAGAGGGAGGCAGAACUCCAUCAAGAAGACCUCAACUUCAACAGGUCUCUCCAGGAGCCCACCUCCAGCCUUACCUCCACAAACUAUACCUCACAAGCAGCUCCUGCUUCCAGGAUUCAGCAUGGGUUAAAGAUCCAGCCGGGCAACCUUCAUGAUACUGCCAACGCUAAUGGACAGUUGCAUUACUUGGAUUUCCAACCUAAUGGAAACACAUGGCAUCCCUCAGAUAAACACUUUCCAGGUGCCAGUGGAUAUGCCAUCUCAAGUCAAAAGCUAUGUCCUUUUCCUGAGGGCAACAAAUCUGACACACAUGGUUUUGUACCUGUGCCAUUUCAGUAUCCAUUCCCGUUAUUACAGGACCCCACUGGGAAUUCUUUUUGCAACAAUGGGAACAAUCAGGACUUUGUUGAUGUUGCACUGGCUACAAACCAGGUAGCUCACAAUACCUUCUUUUUCCAGUCCACAUCGAGAGAAGGACCCGAGGAUCAACAGGGUAAUGGAUCCUACAAUACUGUUCUGCCAGACGGCCGGACUUAUGGGUUACCUUCUCAGCAGGCUCCUUUCUUACAUAACCAGCCGACAAACCCUUGUUACACGGGGAUGAAUGAACACUCGGCUGAUCAUAGUGGUGCUAUUACUUCAUCUGGUGCUUUGCCUUCCUCUGGUGCUAUAGAACAAACCCAAAGCACUUUUCAAGAAAACCAAUCAGUUUUUAAUCCUAGUGAAUUCAGUUUACAUACUAACAGUGUGCCAGCAUUGAUCAAUAAAAGGCAACAGCCACCUAAAGACUUUGUACACAAUCAGAGACUCCUGGCUCCAGGGAAUACAUUACAAAGGAGUAUACCACAGACUUCUCUAAACAAAGUUCAGUUUCCCAACAAAGUCUAUAACAGUGUAAGCACAGGGUCUGUGCCUUUUGAGAAAAACCUUUCUAGAAUACCUCAGACUUGGGAUGCAGGAAGCAACGGUUUUCCAUCUCUGGACCAAAACUCUGUGUCAUACCCUAAUACUUCUGGAAACGUACUACCCUAUCAAUGCCAGCCAAGCGACCACAGACAGGCACUGAAAAACACGAGGAUGCCUUGGCAGCAGGGUCAUCUUACUUCUGCAGCUGCAAGCCAAAAUAGCAUGGAGCUGUCAAGGCAUGUUGGAAACCAAAAACUUCCAUAUUCCCUCAGUAAUCAAGACUGGCAAAACACCAACUUGAUGCCAAAAAUUUCACCAACUUAUCAUGCAAAGAAACACUUAAUGGUGGAAGGCAGUUCUACACAAAGGACUGACACAGCCAGACAAAGCUACAGCUCAAAUGAUGAUAUAUUGUACGACAGUGUGAAGGAAACAAAUUCUCAGAUGAGUGAUUCAAGAACUAAAGGCAUUUUAUACGGCAUGAGCCAACCCAUCCAACAAUCACGGAACAAUUCCAACCAGCCUGUGCCACUCUCUGGAAAUACCUUUGUAGCUGAAUCCCCCUGUGAGUCACCUCUUCCUUCCCCUGCCAAUAAUCCUGUCUCUGGCAGUACCUGCUCUUCUCUUUCACCAAUGUCCAGUAGUCCUGUGAAUCCAAGUUCAGAUGAGAACCAAGUGCCUCCCACACUCAUAUCUUCUCCAUAUUUUCACCAGCCAUGUCACCCAACAGAAAAGUCCUUCCAUCCACCCGAUUCGUUAAGUUCUGGUUCCCUUCUGUAUCACUCGGAACCUACAAAAAACUUUAGUUUCAUUCCAGAUGCUUCUAAGGAGAAACAAACAUUCAAAAAUCUACAUGAAAAUCAAUACCAAAAAUUAGCUAAUGAGCCCAGCAAAGGUGGUCUUGAAAAUUUUGAGAGUAAACCACCACCUCCCUAUUCUUCCCACCACUUUCUUGCCAGCUCACUCAGCAGUGCCAACUUAGACCAGCUUGAUGUUCUUCUAACCUGCAAACAGUGUGAUCAGAAUUUUAAUAAUUUAUCUUCUUUCCUGGAGCACAGACAGUAUUGUAACUUAAAUCCAACACUCCAGAAUGAGAUGAAGGAUUCUAUACAGGGUGGAGACAUAAGGAAGUCUGUUGCUGACCCCUUUAAGACAUCCCAACCUGUACCAGUAUUAUCCCAUCCCAAAGGACAAAUGGAAUUUCAUCCGCAUCUAGGUGGUUUUAACAAAGAUUAUAUCCUGGACAGUGAUGCUAAAGGAGAUACCAAAGAAGAUCCUACAAAGGGUAAUAUUUUCAACAAUUUAAUACCAAAUCUGCUGUCUUUCACUGCUUGUGACACUUUGGAAAUGGAUGAUGCUAAACUAGACAGUUUAAUAAUUGAAGCACUGAAUGGCCUGGAGUUUCAGGUGGACAACCCUGAGAUAGACAGCACCUUUAUUGAUGUAUUUGUAGAUGAUGAUCUUACAGCUCCUAAGACUACUGUAUGCAGCCAACCGCACAAGGUGAAAGAGCCUACAGAUACCAAAAAAACAGUAAAUACAGAGGCAAAACAAGCUCAGCAUAACCAAGCAUCAUAUGCAUACGAGGAUAACUAUGGAACAGAAGCAUCCUAUUUCCACAGGAACACAAUAAAAAUGCGAAAUCAACAUAAAACGACAGAAGUAGGAACUGCCCACCGAUUCUCUGUGAACACUGAGGCUAACGUUAAACAGAUGACAGCUACAGAGUCUGAAGAAUGUGAACAGCAAAAAACAGGUGAGAUUCAAAAAUGUAUACCACCACCGGAGAAAAAGAAAAUUGGCCUAAGUAAAAAUGAUUUUGAAUAUCCAGAUGAAAAAGAAUAUUACGAUUCACAACAAGGGACAACGAUGAGAAGUGAUCCUCAAGAUUUUUCCGUCAUAGAUACCCCAAAAACCCGAAGGUCAGGUUUGCAGAAAAAGAAGCCCCACAAUGGGACCUGGAGUAAAGAACUUAUACACAAAAUUGUACAGCAGAAAAAUAAGCUUCACAAGCUGCACGUAAAAAGUAAUAAAAAUGUGCAGCUUUCCUUGGUGACCGAAAGACUUUUCCCUCCAACCAAAAGUCAUCUCUUUGGUGAAUAUGACUACAUUUCAGAUUCCGAUGAAGAAGUUGUUGCUACUACAAUGCCAGGAAAAAUGCCAAAUGGCAGGCUGAAGUACAGCUUUAAUCGGGACCUGCAAGCAAGAGGUGGCAGGACAAAAGUAAAGGAACCUGUGUGGCGGAUGGGGGAAGCAACAAGAUUCCAGCUGCAAAGCAAAGAUUUGAGGAACACAAAUAAAGAGACCUCAAAUAGAAUUCGGAGAAGAAGCAGCCAGUCUUCAAACAGUAGUGACCAAAGCACAAGUAUUUCAAGUGAAAUAGGAUCGAGUCCAAAAAGUACUGAGCGGACUGAUUCUGAAAAUGAGCAUGAGAAUGUGCUAAGGUGCAAAAGCUUUGCUACACGUACUCAGAAAGCUGAGAGAAAUGUGAUAAAACCUCUUUACAGAGAAUAUCUGUCUGAAAAACAAAUACAUCCAGAUUUCUCCAAAGGAUCCAAAAGGUUUGGGUCAGCUAAAUUCCUGCUUGCAAGUUCCAAAGUAUACCCAUCAAAGACAAAUGGUGCUCCAUGUUAUGGAGAAAGAGAGACAUUAAGACAAAGCACUGAUUCUAUGGAGGAGAACUCUAUAAAACCAUCUAACCCACAUUGCUUCAACAAUGCUGGAGAAGAGGACACACUGAGCACUUACCAAAAGGCAAUAGAACCAAGCACCUUAUCACAAGAUAAUUAUACACCUGAUCUAAUACUAGACAUAGAAAGUGUGCCCCAACAACUUUCAACUUUUCAUGCUAACAAUACAAAUUACCAAGAGAAGCCACUCAACUCUCCUUCAUGUGCACCAGGCAUUCCUAACACAAACGUAAAUCCAGUUUAUUCUGAUAAUAGUGUAAAAUACUUAAACGAAGCACUGUGCAAUGGCCACAAAGACUAUGCAAUGAACAUGUCUUGCUACGGUGGAGACUCAACAGCAAAUAAACUGCCACAGCGAAACCACAAAUCUUACAGCACUGAAUUCCAACAAUUUACUGACCCCAAAGAUAUGCCUGGUUUAUAUGGGAAUGUUGGCUCUACUAACGUGGAAGAGCUAUAUGCAAACCAAAGCAAUUCCAGCAACAUGAACUCUUAUGAGAAUAAAUGUUCAAAUGUGACAUCAUAUCCUUCUGAUAACAAUGAUAAAGGUUCAUCAGCUCUUUCAUUUGACUCCUCUUCUAUAUUUGCAGAGCUACCAAUAUCUGACUUUGAAUCCCCAUUGUACAACAGUAUAACACCUUCAAAAGAUAACUACGUGGAAUAUGACCAGUCUAGCAAAUCAACUAAUUUUGAACAUCCAUUUCCUGAGUUUUUACAAGAGAAAAGUUGGAAUAUUAUAGGGGAAGGUGCACAAAUAUCAAAUAAUGUGCCCCCAUUUCAAGUGAUAGAAAAUAAAGCCACAGAGAAAUAUGCCAAACACAUGCCCGUUUCAUCUGAACAAAUGACAAUAAAUAUGUCACAAGUCAUGCAAGAUUAUAAUGUACCAUUUAUUAACAACAUGUCAGAGGAUGAGCUAGAAAUUAAAAGGCUGGUGACAGAAUUGGAAAAUCAACUUCAAACUAGCAAAGCUCAGAAAGACAAAACUUCCCAAACUUUGUCCACUCAUCAGAUUACCUCAGAACUCACAGAUUCUUCACUCACGUUCCCAUCGAUGGAAGAUAAUACAGCUGAAAGUUGCAGAAAGGAUGCAUAUUUUAAUGAAAAUCCCAACUAUCACAAUGACAUAGAGCAUUCUAUGCAGCCUGUUAAAGUAGAUCACCUUCAGGAUACUCAACCACUUAUAAAAGUUGAUCAUUGCUGCGAAAGUCUUGAGAGAUCUUGGACUUGUUCAGUACAAUUUGACACUUUUACUUCAGGCAUUAAAUGUCCCAAACAGCCCAACAACCUGGAACCCUUUACUCCCACAGACAACUGUACCCAGUAUCAGUCAGCUGUGAGCAAUGUGUGUCUAAUAGAACAACUGGAGACUUUGAAUAAUAACCCCAGCGCCCCCUCUGUCAUACCAGAUGGUUGCGCAACGAACCUCACAAGUCAAGUGGAGUCUCAAACCUAUUCUAACCCUGAGCUCUUGAGGGAGACACUGGUCACUUCUGAAACGCUACUUUCUGAAAUGCAAGAAAAUAAAGAGAAGUCUGAAAAAGAAAUAAAACAAAGUGAUGCUGAAAAUCAAACCAAUAAACAGCAAAACCUGGAAGAUCAAUUUGAUGAUCCGCCUGAGCUGGAACCUUUUCAAAGUAUCUCAGAAUUGAACUCUGAAUAUGUUUUGCACGAUGAUGAUGAUGCACCAGUGUUAAAUAUCACUAAAACAAUAGAGCAUAGCAAUAGUGUCACUGAAGAUCCUCCAUGCAACCAAUCACUAAAAUCUACAAUUUCAGACACUGAAACAGAUUUGGAAUAUUGCGAAAGACAAGUAAUGUUGAAUGAUAAAGAAUGUUUACAGAAGGAUGAUAACAAGAAUGAAAAAGACAGUGUACUCCUCGACAUGCCAGUUUUAGUGAAGGAAGAGAGUGCGAAACCUGAAAAGGCUACCAUUGAUGAACAUUCUGCAGAAAACCCAUUGCAACAGCUCCAACUGUUCGUGGCAAGAACAGCCAAAAACAACGAGGUAGAGAUGCUUAUGCCAUGCUUCCCAAUGCUGCUGGCUGCUUCUGGAGCUGCCGACACCAAGCCAGAAACAGAAAGCGAUUCUUCACAUACUGUAGAGAGUACAUUAACUUCAAAAGUGGAACCAGAUAUUACAGCAAAGGUACUAGAGCUGAAAGAAAUACCCCAGCUAUCAGAAUCCUGCACGCAGUCUGCGGGGGCCGAACACCUAGACACCAAUUCUGAAAUGCUCUUGGAAUCAAUGAGCAAUGAAGUGCACAGUGAUGACAAACAGACAAACCAUUUAGAAAAUGAAUGUUCAGGGCUGAAUGCAAUUAAUAUAGACAGAGGCAGAAUCAGAACUGACCACGAUAAUCUGCCUUCUGAAAGCAGAGUCGCUUAUAAACUGAUGCAAGGGCUAGUGGAGAAUAAAGAAAUAAGUAACUAUUGUGAAAGUGAUGGGAACAGAUCUUCAUCAUCUAUAAAAAAAAGAAAAUCUAUCGGCUACAGCCAUGCAUUUCAUAAUGAAACAUACACAGCUGGUUCAACGGUCACACCUAAGGAGCUCAAUGUUCAGGAGCUUCCACCUGAUAAAUCCGAUGAUGGUUCUUCAUUUCCAGGUGCCUUAGCGAUUGAGAUAGCACAAAUGUCCAAAAACUCAGAAGAUCAGGAGAUGCAAGACAUCAACAAUGACGUUUCUGUUUUUGCCAGUCCAGAGACCCAUCAGCAGCACAUAGAUAUACUGAAAGAAACAGAACUAUUUUUGGGAAUUGAUAACAUAAAAGAGAUCUCUGUGCUGAGUCAAGACAAAGGUGGUGCCUUGGACAAGUCUACCGCUCACUUUCCCUUGCAUGCUAAUAAUAAUAAUAAUAAUAAUAAUAAUAAUAAUAAUAAUAAUAAAGUCCUAUGUGAAAGCAACAGUAAAUAUGAAACACAGCUUCAUGAUCUCAACAUGCCUACAGCACAUUCAAUGUUGAGUUUUGAUUUGCUCCCUCAUGUAUCAUUGAAAGAAUCGUCACCAUGUCAUAAAUUUUUAUUCACAACAGAUGAUGAUUUACUUUCAAUAGAAAGAGAAGUGUUAUCAAAAAUUACCCAGAAAUGUCCUAGUGAAGUUAGAAAUGUUCGAGAAGCAGAACUGGUAGAACAUCCAGUGGAAGAGAAACAUGUGAAACUUCAUAAAGACAAAAGCUUGACAUCAUCCUUGGAAGCCAGCCAAAAGCUGGUGGAAGAAAAUAAUUUGGUGACACCAACUGUUGAGGGCAAGCUAACUCCAUGUUUCUCCUCAGAAAUAGUUUGUGCACAUUACAAAGAUCAACAUGUGGAAUCUGUUGCAGACAUCAUCCUUGAGUGUCAAUCAAUUCCAACAAAGGAAAACUAUCACAUUUAUGCUGGAGAAAGCAAUCAUAAUUUUCGAGCUAUCCAAACUGAACUUUUCCCUGAAACCACACAAACUCCAGUAGAGUCUUCAUUAUGUGGUCAAAAGGAAGAGGCCCUUAAGUGUGAUUGGAACAACACACAAGACGGCUCCAACGUGGAACAUUUAUUUCCAAUUGGAGAGGAUGGGUCAUCCACAAUGGUGUGUGACCUGAUGGAGAUUGCAGAUCCAGGGUUUGUUAAUUUUCAUGGUCACCAAAAAACUGCAGAAAAUACUUUACAUUUAGUGAACGAUUUCAACAGCACAACAGAAGCUAAUGUUUCCAAUGCAGAGUCUGGGAAGAGAUCAACCAAUGACAUGCACUCGGUUAUAGAUGGAGUACUGCGAAUCCUAGAAGACGACAAGAGCAAAGAAAUACUGCAAAGCAUUGGAAUGUCCCUGAAAAGUAGUCCAAUCAAAGAAAAGAAAUCAGUUGGGUUAUCACUAACAUGUGAUAUAUGUUCAGUAUCUUUUCGAUCAAAGCCAGGCCUAACAAGGCACAAGGCUGUUAAGCACAAUGGGUCACUGAAAUCCAACAAAGGUGGUAUAAGCGAUAAACCUUUCAAUGUGAAAAAUAAAUUAUGUGAAAGGAAUUGCAUUAAUGAUAGCCAAGAAACCGCUCAUUCUGACACAUCGCAAAAUAUAAUUGGAAAUCUUCUAAACCCAGACUGUAAUCUUCAAUCCAAUUUUCUAAUUCCAGAUGGAGAAAAGAGACCUUUGCCUGCAAAAACCAAAGGUGAAAAGAGAACCAAUGGACAGUUUGAUGACACUGGUUCUGUAGAAGUAGCUUGCAAAAAGAAGACAUAUGGCAAAAUGAAAAAAAGAAAGGUGAAGCUUACUGACAGAUCACUAGAUUCCCAAGGUCCACCAGAUGACAUUCUAAACAUCCUAAAAACCAAUAUUCUAAAGGCAAUUGGGCAGUCAAACAGCUUUAACCCGUCUGAAGAAAAGAUAAACUGGGAAGAGUCUUCAGAUAAAGACAUUGCACAGAAAGAGACUGGCUUGGAAAAUGUGGACAUAGAAACAUAUUCCGCUGCUAUUUGUAUUGAUGAGGAUGAGAAGCUAGUGAGUGACGUUUUAGAUUUGGAAAUGAAUGGAGGUAGUUUACUUCAUGAACAAACCUGGACAAAAAGCUUUAAUGAGCAUGUUGAACACAUUAUAAAUGAUUGCGAAAUUCAGCCUGAAGAUUGCUUACUGUCCAAAGAUCACACUUUGUUAACUACAGGGGAGAAACACUUACAGGUUGCAGAAGCUGCAAAAGUUCAAAAAGAUGUUCAUGUGUCGAACUUAUCUAAGGAAAGCGUGACUGACCUUCAGGCCCUCUUUGAUGAUGAGAACACAUUUUCCCAACUGUUUCCAGGAGAUGAUCAUUUAAUAAGGAGAAAGUGCACUAGAGUUUAUGGGAAAAAAAGCAAAAAACAAACACAGAGUUUUGACGCAGACUUAAAACAUGCAGACGUAGCUGAGCACUACCACCCCUCUCAAAUGAAGUAUACCAGUGACCACAGGAGCAUAUCAGUGAAUUCUGUCUUAGGGGACAGUAACAAUUCUUCUGUUCAAACAGAACAUUUUACGCAGUAUGAUCAGGUUAGUUCUCAAAAGGAAACUAUAGAUGGUGAGGAGGACAAAAUGCUCUCCUUCAUAAGCCCCGCUCAAGCAGAAGACACAAAUGUACCUUUGCUCAUUGGGGGAACUCAAGAUGACAAAGAUAGCGAUGAUAAUGCCUACAAGCCAUGUGGACAAUCUUUAGAGCUGCCUGGAGAUAUUGGCUCAGGCCAUAGAGACCCAGAGGCAGAACAGGCUCACUGCAAAAUCAACAAUGAAUCGGGUCUUCCUGAAUUUCCGACGAUUGAUAUGAAGAUGCUUAGUGCAAAGUUUGAUAUGAGAGAACUGUCUUUCUUCAGUGCUUGUGGAGAUGAUUCUGACCAAUCCGAUUUAGAGACUCCAGAUGAGAUCCCACAUCUGGCGGGACAACGUAAGAAGCACAUCAAAAACAAACUAGAUGACAGAAGGCAGAUGAGAAAACGCAACAAUGCUAAGAUUAAAACAAAGGACAAGCAGUACAAAUGCAAAGUGUGUUUUCAGUGGUUUCUGACAUUGGGAGAACUAGAUUUUCAUAAGCUUACACAUAACCCUUCACCUCCCCCUACCUGCUACAUGUGUGUUCAGCGCAAGUUCAGUUCUAGAGAACAGUUACGAGACCAUCUAAAAGAAAAGCAUGCAAAAAAUAAAGCAGGUCUCUGGAUUUGUGGGAUGUGCCUCAAAGAAAUCUCUGAUGUUUGGAUGUAUAAUGAGCACUUAAGAGAGCAUGUGACCCAGUUUGCUAGGAAAGGCCAAGCUCAGAAAUCGGUGAUGGGUAUCCCAGGCUGCUUUGGAGAAGACAGUAUGGUGAGGACAUUCCUGAGUACCUUUAUAUACCGAACCCCUGGAAAGUUAGCAAAAACUUCCGAGGCUGAUGAUAAAAGCCCAGUGAGUAAAAAAACUGAGCAAAAGGAGCACAAAGAUGAAGAUGAAGUGGUUAGUGAGAAAGAAGCGGAUAGCAGUGUUCAUGUUGUAAUACCUGCUCCUAACCAAGUAAAGCUUUCAGUCAGCCCUUCAUUGGACAGUUCUCAAAGGAAUGACAUUAUCCACAAAAAUGCAGCUAUGCAUCCCCACUGCAAAGAUCCCUCUAGAGAUUGCCACCAUUGUGGGAAGCAGUUCCCCAAACCAUUCAAACUCCAAAGGCACCUUGUCGUUCAUAGUUUGCAAAAAAUGUACCUGUGCCACAGAUGUCCCAAUUCAUAUCAGGAGGUGCAGGAGUUGAGAAGUCAUCUUAAUGACGAGCACCAAGUAGCAGAGAAGUCUGAAAUCAAGCACACCACACUCUAUGCGUGUGAGCUUUGUGCCGAUGUUAUGCACGUGAUAAAGAAGUCCUUUAUCUGCAGCACGUGCAACUACACGUUUUCCAAAAAAGAACAGUAUGACAGACACAUGGAAAAGCAUUUGCUUGGUGGCAGUAUGACAUUCAAAUUUAGAGGUGUAACCAGACCAACAAAUUCUGGAAAGGAGAUAAAGGAAAAAGUAAGAGAUUCCUCAACAUAUGAUAGCAUGCCACCCUCCAAAAAGUAUAAGACCUCAAAUUAUGCUGACACAACUGCUAAUGUAGCUGGUAUUCACCAUGGGGAUCUACCUCACUGCCCAAAGCUCUCUCCUGGUGUGCUGUUCAAUGAAGAGAUUGAGGUAAAUCUGAGAAAUGAACAUGAAAAUGCAGUGAAACUAGAGGAGAUAUUGAUGGAUGCUCCAGAACUUCAGGCUGAAGGAACGGAAGAGCAGAGUGUGUGGAGUGCAGAGGCAUGUCCUUGUUCUCCUAAACUUUGUGUGGUGGAAGUAAAAGAGAAGGAAGAUAAUGAGACAGCCAGUGAGACAUUGUCCAUGUUAGAUUGUGAAAUGACAAUGUCUUUUGUUGGUGCAACAAAAAAUAGUCACUUUGCAGAAAAUAACACUGAAAUUGUCAAAAUUACAGAAAUGUCAACACAUGAACCACCAAUAGGUAAACAAGUGAAUGAGACAGAGCAAACACCACAUAUACAAGCGUCUUGCAUCCUAGAAGACAAAAAUCUCUUGCACAUCACAUUAGAAGAGCCAAUAGAGAUGCAUACAGCUGCUAAAAUGACAUCACCCUCAAAGAUUACAUCUAAAGAGCAUGAAUGCCAAUCACAUAAAGUCGUGAUGGAAGGAAGAGUGGACACAAGGUCAGUGCUAUUAGAUGGGACAGGACAAGUCCCCCCAAUGCCCCCCAAAGAAAAGUCUCAUGUGACUGAUACCAAUAUUCUAGUUAAAGACAUCAAGGGUUUGAAAAAGAAUAAGUCAUUUGGUCAACUGAAUGGUAGGACGGCAGCACAAAGAAAUGUUACAGCUGCUAAUGGUGAAGACGCGGUGAAGUCCUCUACACCAAGAUUAAAAGCUGCAUGCUCUCUGGCAAGGGAUAACAGUGUAUGUACUUUGAAAGAGACAACUACAAGCCAACAAAAGUUGUCCAAAAAAGAACUGACUGGUAGCAUAUCGAAAAAUAAAACUGAUUUUAAAAGCACAGACAAAAUGUCAGCAUUGAUGCCUCCAAAACAACACCAAAGGAAGCGCAAAGACCACAAAGUAUCUGGUCAUAAGGCAAACACAGCAUCACAGGAGAACUUGGCUGGAGAAGUAAAGAAAAAAACAGGAAAACUGUCAGUGGCUGGGAGGAGUGAAUCUUCUUGUAAUGUAAAGAAGCCAGAUUGGGUAAACAGCCUCUCGGACACUAAAGAUGAGGCUCUGGGCAGUCGGCUUUACCCUAAGCCACAUACUGGAGGGAUCAGUGGCCAGUUCAAAAAGGUUGUGUUGGACACAUAUAACCAAAAGAAAGGCAACUCCCAGUCUAGCAACGGGGAGUACAAAUGCAAAAAGACUGUUCAUACAAAAACUUUGCAACCGUUCACUACAAAAAGUUCUGCUUUAUCUCAGAACAGCCCCUCACACAAACGUAAAAUGGGGCACAACACAAAACCCACUGAGCCAACAAAUUACAGGACCGCUGAAUCACAGAACAAUUUACUAAGCCAACUUUUUGGACAGAAAUUAACUAGUUUUAAAAUUCCUUUACGAAGGGAUAUAGCAGAAUGAGAUUAGGUGAUCUCUGUCCUUUGCUGAGAAAAGACAAUCCAGUAACAAAAGACUGAAUGAAAAGUGGUCAAACAUGUUUGUUUUUUUAAAUAAAAAAUAAAAAAAACUAUUUCAUCACCCACCCCAUUAAGCUUGCCAAACUUGCACUGCCACCUAUGUAAAAUAGUUCCCUUUGUGCUGUAAUCUAAGUCAAUGAAUCUGAUUUGUUAUGCAAAUGUUGCCAUGUUCAUAUGUACUUUGAUUUUACAGAACCAAUAUUUUAGCUGCUUUGGACAAAAAUGAUAGUCAAAAGCUUUCUUUUUCUACUACUGUAUAUAAUUUCUUUUUAUAUGUUUAUAUUUUUUUCUUCAGAAUGAGGAGUUGAGGUUACAGGUUAAAAAUUAAACCUGUACUCUUCCAUUUAAAAAAAAAAAAAAAUAAUUUAAAGUACACAAUAUUUAAUCUUUCUAUAAUUUCAAGCCAAGAUUUUGGUGAAUACAUAUUAAAUUAUUCACAAUUUUUUUUUAAAUGCACAACGCUGUAAGCAAUCAUUUUGACAACAUUUUAGGUGUCUUUAUGGUGCACCAAGUCAUGAUGACAGAUUUUAAUACAUACGGAAAUAUCAUAUGCACAUAAACAUUUAUGGAUGGGCCAGAAUGUGUACAAUACUGUAUUAAACUCCAGAUGCAUUUAAAAAAGUAAUUGUGCUUAAAUAUUUACAUUUUAAAUAUAGUUUAUUAUUCUAAGGCGAAAGAAUCCUAGUUUUUAUGGAGCAGUAUGAUACCCCAGUUUGCUCCAUGGCACUGUUAAACACUACCCCUUAAAACUUUCAUUCUGGAAGAACAGCCUUAAUGUCGCUAAAUAUUGUUGUACUGGCACCAAGCAGAUAGAAUUAUACAUUAAACUGGACCUGAAACUUAAGGGCCCCAUACACUAGAACGAUAAUGCCCAAUUUCAUCCAACUUCGGGCAUUCGGGCCGAUAUAUCGGGUGAAAUCGGGCAUUUUGGAGGUGUAUCCGAUCCGAUGCGCGUUCCCGUGAGGGUCGGAUCGGCUCCCCUUGAUCGUUAGUGCUACACUCGUGAUACGUUGGUUCCCGCAGGCAUGGCUGGGAUCGCAUAAGAUAUAUCACAUAUGUACCAAAUCGUAUGGAAUCAUAUGGAACCUUCAAGGGAAAUCGCCUCCGACUUCAGCCUCAGACAUAUUGUUGUAGUGUAUGAGGCCCUUUACACACUGUGUAGACAGACAUUUUGUAGGUUGAGUCAAUACUCAUUGGAAUGCAGCUUAUAUAGUAGUGAUGGCGAUAGCACUAGUUUGUAUUGAAUUGAUAACGCUGGAUACUUGUCCAGCCCUCGCAACGCCUGACUCCCCUGUGAUCGAAUAAUGGGUACAUUUUAAUAUUAUUUGGUCCAAAAUCAGUGUACACUGUACUAGAUUAUAGACUAUCCAAACACACUGUAUCAAUGUUGUGUAAGAAAUUUUGCAUAGGUUGCUGGUUAUAUGCUAGUAUCAGAAAGGAUUGUUUAUAUGGGCAACAUGUGACAUUUGUACCUUAAACAGGACCACCAUGUAUCAAGACAACUUUCUCUAAUGUACAAAUUGACACCCAGGAUUUAUUGAUGGAAAAGUAACUUUAUUUAAAUGUUGCUAAGAGCAGGGGCAGGCCAGUCAUGUUCCUGCACUAGUGGGUCUCAUGUGGCUCACAGACACUGGAGGGGGCAUGGCCUGUCAAAAAUAAGAUGACUCAUUCAUUGGUUUUUACGCGCCCUCUUGCAACUUUUAUUACAUGCAUUGCAUUAUCUUUCUGGUUCCCUUUGGUGCUUUUCAGCCAGGUAUUUAUAUUAUCGGGUGGUGUAUUUUUACUGCCCUGAUAUACUGUGUUGGAUACAGGACAGUGAAAAUAAACUACUGUGCUCAUGAAAUACACACACACAGAUGAAGAAUUGUUAAGUAGCCUAAUAAACGUUGCUUGUUACGUUGAAAUGAACAUGUCACUCUUCUAUAAAAUAUUGUUUGAUACAUCAUGAGGUUUAAAAAUAUACUUCAUACAGUGUAAUGUUCUAUUUAUCUCAUUUCUGUGACCACUGUAAAAUAAACAGCAUCAGUAUUUUGCUACCCUGUUAUUGCAUAAUAAUCAUGAGAAUUUCCCUUCAUAGCACCUGGUAACAGAAACUAUGCUGCGGACUCUUUCUGAAGCACAGUAGUGUCCCUACUUUUGAAGGACUUUGGUGCGCUUUUUUAUUAAUAUCAAAUGCUUGACAAUCUUACUGUAACACAGCCAGAAAAUAAUGCUUAAUGAAACCCAUGGUGCUAUUUGUUCAUAGUUCAAGUAAUGUGAAAAUAAACCCAGAAAUGUUCAUUGUCCAGUGCCGGAACAGUGUUAAAAUCACUCUACCCUCUAUCCAGUUUAUAUAUGCCUGUAUGCAGAUUUAUCUUUUAUAUAAAUAUAUAGGGAGAGAGAAAUGUAAACUCAGGUGCAAUGGGCAGUCACCCUGGUUCAGCUGUAAACCUCUAACAGACAUAGGCGUUGUAAAGCACUGAUGUAGCUUGUGAGACCAGAGUAUGCUUACUGCACAGACUCCUGAGGGACAUACGAACACUUUGCAAGGCUUUAACUUGUUAAUAUGUAUCAUUAAAAUGCAUUGUAUUGUAUAAAAAAAAAUUCUAGUUAUUUCGUGCAAUGACUAAUUCAAAAGAUUUUAUUUUGAUAUUUGUGUCCACAAAAAGCAGAAAGAGCAUAUGCCUUUUUAUAUUGUAAUUUUGUAUGACUAAAAAUGCCUCUUUAUAUUGUUGUUAAAUAAAAUAUGAUAUGAA
Molecule: messenger RNA, 15252 nt
Organism: Pseudophryne corroboree (corroboree frog)
Lineage: Eukaryota; Metazoa; Chordata; Amphibia; Anura; Myobatrachidae
Gene: ZNF469
Product: zinc finger protein 469
Exons: 2
Coding region: 297-12461 (4054 amino acids)
Source: RefSeq, a predicted model, not a curated record